CAGUGAGUGUGUUGAAAUAAUGAAAACAGGCUGCAUGUAGUGAGGCAAAUUACUUCUAUUUUAUUUUACUUGGAAAUGUACUUAUAUGUGGGUUAUAAAAUGAAAUUGUAAUUGAUGCUAAAAUGUUUCUGCCCGUAAUCUGAUUGAUCAUUUUUUAGCCAGACUUUGAGCUGUCGGAGUCGUAUCAGCUCACAGUUUUUCAGCGUUAGGUAAUCAUAAUCAUCUCAAUUUUCUACACAUUUAACCAAUUUGCUGACACAGAUGUUCCCACUGAGGCUUUUAUACAGCGCAUGUGGAAUUGGGUUAAAGGUUCUCGGGACAAUAUAAUGUGUACUAUGAACUCUAAUCAAUGAUCGUGUGAAGAAAUCGCCUGUAAUCAGCACAAUGGCGACCUCGCGCAGCACCAGCAACCUUCCUGCCGAAACCAUGGCAACGAGAUGGACAGUGUGGAGCCAGAACCUUAGUCAGAAUCAGAAUCAGAAACAGAGUUGGGAACUGAAUAAGAAUCGGUAAUGGAAACAGAAUCAGACUUGGAAUUGGAAUUGGAAUCAGAGUGAAUGAGAAACAGAAUCAGUGUAAUGAUCACACUCAGAAUCAGAAUCACAAUGGGAAUAAGAAUCAGGAACAGAAUCUGAACCAAAAUCCGAAUAAAAAUCAGGAACAGAAUCUGAACCAAAAUCCGAAUAAAAAUCAGGAACAGAAUCUGAAUCAAAAUCCAAAUAAGAAUCAGCAACAGAAUCAGAAUCGUAAUAAGAAUCGGAAACGGAAUCAGAAUAAUAAUCGCACUCACAAUUGGAAACAGAAUCGGAACUGAAUCGGAAAUGGAAUCAGAAUAAGAAUCGUAAUGGGAACAGAGUUUGAAUCGGAAUCAGAAUCAAAAUUGAAAUGGGAAACAGAAUCAGAAUAAUAAUCACACUCGGAAUUGGAAUUGGAAUAAGAAUCGUUAAAGGAAGCAGAAUGGGAAUCUGAAUAAGAAUCAGAAGCGGAAACAGAAACAGAAUCAGAAUCGGAAACUGAAUAAGAAUCCUAACGGGAACAGAACGGGAAUUAGAAUCAGAAUCGGAAUCAGAAUCAAAGUUGAAAUCGGAAACAGAAUCAGAUUAAUAAUCACACUCGGAAUUGGAAAUGGAAUUGGAAACAGAAUCAGAAUCGUUAAAGGAAACAGUAUCAGAAUCGGAAUGGCAAUCAAAAAAAUAGUACAAUAUAAUAAAUAAUAAGAAUCAAAAUAUGUGUCACAACACAUGCUGCGCUUUUUUUUUUUUAUUAUUGCUGUUGCUCCUGUAAAGUGACACUUUCAAGGAGUCAAAUAAAGUAAAAUAAUAAAAUAAAUAAAUAAUAAGAAAUUAAAUUAAAACAAAAAUACUGCAAAAGGUAUUCAUACUUUGCAGGGGUUGGUUACAUUAAAUCGUACGUUGACCACGUUAAGAGUGACCAACGCUCAGGACCACACUCCUGUGUCGAUCUGUGUUACACUGCAUUUGUGUUGAGGUGUGACGUUGAGGAUGAACUCUACUUCUCUACAUGGACUUAAACAUGAAUACACAGACGGCGUUAUCUGUGUGCAGAUAUCGAUAUCUGUGGGUAAGCUUCUGUCAAAAGGUGAAGCACAGGAUUAUCUCUCGCUGAUGAAGCAACGUCUCUGCGAGGAUAAAGGAAAAGAAAGUGCUCUUUGUGUGAUGCAGUUUCUCCUGACUUAUCUCCUGGCCCUGUUCUCUCUGUCUAUUUCCCUCUGGGAUUGUGUGUUUUCCAGAUACAGCUGCUCAGCGAAGGCACCAUGGAUCUGAUCUCGGACCCAGAUUCGUGGCAGAACGGCAGCUUCCCGUUCAACGAGACGGCCGACAACUCCAGCGUCGUUAACGUGCUCGCUGUGUCGCUGCAGAUGGACACAACCAUCAACAUCCUUUUAGUAGUCACCUUGUGCCUCGUCAUGGUUUCACUGGGAUGCACGAUGGAGGUGUCCAAGAUCAAGGGUCACAUAGUUAAACCUAAAGGGGUUGCCAUCGCGGUUCUGGCCCAGUAUGGCAUCAUGCCUCUCAUGGCCUUUUGCUUGGCCAAGGCGUUCCAGCUGACUGAAAUAAUGGCCGUGUCGGUUCUGAUCUGCGGCUGCUGUCCUGGAGGAACUCUCUCCAACGUCCUGGCUCUGGGUCUGCAGGGGGACAUGAACCUCAGCAUUGUGAUGACUUCCUGCUCCACGCUGCUGGCUCUGGGCAUGAUGCCUCUGCUGCUCUUCCUCUACUGCAAGGGCUUCCCCAACCUGCAGAACGCCGUGCCUUACGCCAACAUCAUGAUCUCGCUGGUCAUGAUCCUGGUACCCUGCGGCAUCGGCAUCCUCAUCAACCACUUCAGGCCGCAGUACGCCAAGAUCAUCAAGAAGGUAGGCCUCGCCCUGAUAGCGAUAUCUUUCCUGGUGAUUGCCAUCAUUAUGAUCAUUUGGGCGAGAGACGACUUCCUAAGCAUAAUGUCUCCUUCUCUCUUGGCCAUCGCCGCCCUCAUGCCCGUCAUCGGCUUCGCCUUCGGCUACAUCAUCUCCUCCGUCUUCAGGCUCAGCCAGCGAGAGCGGAGGACGGUCGCUGUGGAGACCGGGUGCCAGAACACGCAGCUGUGCGCCACCAUAUUGAAGCUGGCCUUCCCCCCGGAACUGAUGGGGCCCAUGUUCAUGUUCCCCGUCGGGUACGCGGUCCUACAGCUGGUGGAGGGGCUGCUGCUCAUCGUUUUGUUCAGGUGUUACAAAAGGUUCACGAAGAAAGAAAACGAGAUCUAUCACCAUCCAGCCUCCACUGAGGACAAGCUGAGAGAUGCCUCUACAGGGAACGCAUGAGAGUCGGACCUCCAACCAUAUUUCAUUUCUUCUAAACGUGAACUCAGACCCGAGAGGCUUCAGAGCCCCUCGAUAUAAUCAGGUAUAUCAGAUAUAGACAGGGGUGUAACUGCAGGGAACAUAUUUAGUCAUUUCUCCUGAACUGUGCGGCAUUCGUUCCAUUACAAAAACAAAAUUCAUUUUUUUUUUAUUUAAAAUGGAUUUAUUGGUUAAGUCUAUUGUCUUCCUACACCAUACAAACAUCCACAUCCAUGUAUGUGUUUUUUCUUCCUUUUUCUUUGUUUAAAAUCACUGAAAAUAAAAUCCUCAUGUACAAAAAUGUGUUUUUUUCCAAACUCCUGUCAACACAUUCAUCAACAUCAGUCACAGUACCAACAAGUAUUCUUGGAAUUACAUUUAAAUGCAAUCUGUACACAAACCCUUUAAUCAUACAAAAAGAAAACAAAAAUAAAAAAACAAACAAACAAACAAA
Molecule: messenger RNA, 3290 nt
Organism: Mugil cephalus (flathead mullet)
Lineage: Eukaryota; Metazoa; Chordata; Actinopteri; Mugiliformes; Mugilidae
Gene: slc10a1
Product: solute carrier family 10 member 1
Exons: 7
Coding region: 1775-2818 (347 amino acids)
Biological process (GO): bile acid and bile salt transport
Cellular component (GO): membrane
Molecular function (GO): bile acid:sodium symporter activity
Source: RefSeq, a predicted model, not a curated record